This is a messenger RNA of Bradysia coprophila, 1656 nucleotides long. RefSeq lists its product as uncharacterized. Gene Ontology annotation, cellular component: cytoplasm. The record is from RefSeq and is a predicted model, not a curated record. Gene Ontology annotation, biological process: innate immune response. NCBI's taxonomy places the organism in Eukaryota, Metazoa, Arthropoda, Insecta, Diptera, Sciaridae. Gene Ontology annotation, molecular function: protein binding.
UCUAAGAAUGGCAUGUAAAUGUAAAAUGUUACAUAGUGGAGUCAGCUGCGAAUACGUGUAGACGUGUGAAUUCAUUUGAUUCGAGAAGUAGCAAUUAUUCGUGAUUGAGGGCUGAAACUUAUAAAAAAUCUUGCUGACAUGGAACCAAAUCGAUUGUACGAGGACGUUUCUCACAUCGACUUAUAUCAAGGCGUUAAGGAUGGAACUAUUGAAAAAGUUCAGGAAUCUCUAAAAGAUGCGACUCAAGAGCAGAAGGACAAAGCCUUACUUUUGGCUGCGGACGCUGGUCACCAAGGAAUUGUUAAACUGCUGAUUGAUCAUGACGCGAACGUGAAUGCUGUGGACAAUGAAGGAGACACUUCAUUGCUGAGGGCAGAGUAUUUCGAGGUGAUGAAGCUGUUGAACAAUCAUGGACACAACGUGGAUGAUACGGACGAAGAAAGGGACGAUGAUUCGAACGAAGAUUCGGACAAUGAUACGGAGCGUUUUGGUCAUGAAGGAAUUGCGAAGCUGCAUAUUGAUCAUGUGGGAGAUGUCCCUCUGAUCUUAGCAUCAAUUAAAGGUCACGAAGGAAUUGUGAAGCUGCUGAUUGAUCAUGGCGCCAAUGUUGAUGCUAUGAACGAUGAAGGCGACACUCCAUUGCAGAAGGCAGCGUGUUGUGGUCACGAAGAGGUAGUGAAACUCUUGAUCAAUCAUGGGGCUAAUGUGAAUGCUACGCGUGAUGUAGGAGAACCGCCAUUGGCGUCGGCAGUACUCAAAGGUCACGAAGGAAUUGUUAAACUGUUGAUCGAUCAUGGCGCUAAUGUAAACACAACGGACGAUUUUGGUUAUACUCCAUUACAUCAUGCAGUAAAUUGGGGUCGCGAAGGAAUUGCGAAGCUGUUGAUUGAUCAUGGCGCCAACGUAAAUGCUCUGGACCAUGAGAAAGAUUCACCACUGUUCUUAGCAUCAAUCGAAGGUCACGCCGGAAUUGUGAAACUACUGAUUGAUCAUGGCGUCAAUUUGAAUACUGCGAACGAUAAAGGAAGCACUCCAUUGCACUUGGCAACACAAAAUGGUCACGAAGGAGUUGUGAAACAUUUGGCUGAUCAUGGCGCCAAUGUUAAUGCUACGAACAAUGAGGGUGACACUCCAUUGCACAGGGCUUCGGGUCGCGAAGAAAUUGUAAAACUGUUGAUCGAUCACGGCACCAAUUUGAACUCUGCUAACAAUGAUGGAGAAACUCCACUGCACUUAGCUGCACUCUAUGGUCAUGGAGAAACUGUGAAACUAUUGAUCGAUCAUGGCGCAAAAUUGAACAUGAAGAACAAUAAAGGAGAAACUCCACAGCAGGUAGCCGAAAAAGAGGGUAAGAGUGUUGGCACAAAAACGAUCUAUGUUAACGAUGAGGGAGAUGAGGGAGGAGAAAUGCAAUUGGCCGAAAAAGAUAAAUUCAAAAGCAUCGCAGAUCUAAUAUCUAAAGCUAUCGAAACUGUCGGAACAACAGAAUCAGACAAAUCAGCUUAGUUCAAAAUUUCUUUUAAAACUGUUUCGAAAGCGAGCACGGAUUCGGUGCAUACAUUUCGGAAUCAUUUGUUUUUUUUUUUUGGUUUUCUUGUUUUUUUUAUUACUUAUGAAACCGGUUUUUUACCGCUCUGAGAGUAGUCAUAUUAGUGU